UAGGAGGGAGAAGGAAAACAGUGAAUUUUAUGAACUGGCCAAAUUACUGCCUUUGCCCUCGGCUAUCACCUCACAGCUGGACAAAGCAUCCAUAAUCAGACUCACGACCAGCUAUCUCAAAAUGAGAGUAGUGUUCCCAGAAGGUAAGUGACUUUGCCCAGAUGAAAUUUCAAAGGCAGAAGGAGUAGAGAUUUGCCAGUGAGUGAGCCUACACCACUGAACAGAGAAGUGCGGUCACACAUGCAUACAUACUCUCUGCAAAGGGAAGUUUAGCAUGGCUGCUUGACUGUGGACCUCUCUGAACUUAGAAUUCCUGUUGCCUUUUUGUGGCUCUUUCUACUUCCCCAUUAAUACUUUCUCUCUAGUCCAUCGGAUAUGUUUGGUUGGGAAGCAGCCCAACAGUGCUUUUGUCAACACUUCAGAUACUGAGCUCGAUUGAAAGUACAACUAAUCCAAACAUGACUUUCUUUUUUUAUUCCUCUUGUUAGAAUUGUAUCUAGCAGAAAGCCGGAACAUUGCCAAAUUCUUCUAUUUUUGCUACAUAUAGAUAGACCCACGUACAUGGAGCUAAGCCAGACAAUAAUUUCUCUAUAUGUUUACAAUUAUGCAUUUGAGCACCAGGCAUAUUUGCGAACAACUAUGUCCUGAAUUUACCCAGUCUCUUGAUUGUUUAUAGCAAAUUUAGUCUGGGUUUUGAGAUAUUCGCAGAUUCUGAAACUAACUCUGGGGCUUGGUGAUUUCCAACUCUGGGCUUGAUAUUAUCUCUGAGAUAAUAGGCUAGGACCCAAACACAUAAGGUUGAAUUAAGAAGACUAGCCCGCUUAGAAAAUAUCUUCUAGGUGGAAGCUUGGCAAAACUGAUCCUGGGAAAACUGUAUUAUAAGGCCCAGAAGGAAGAACAGCUGAGCUGGUCAUGAUUUAAAACAUGUAUUUAGAUUAUAAAGAUUCACAGUGUGAGGACAGAGCAGCCUCCAAAGAACACUGUCCAUUUAUACUCACUAGGAAAAGGACACUUCCCUCUUCCAUUUCCCCAUCCUUUCCUUUACCCACAUUCAAAUAAUAUGAACAAAUUUUAAAAAAAUUUAGAUGUGUCUUUGUCAGAGGAGAGAGAUUGGGAAAUACAAAGGAGAGAAUCCUAAACAAACAAAAAAUUCCAAGAGAAAGAACCCUGUUUAUUUACAAAUCGGAAUGUCUUAUUUGACCCGCAGAGGUUUAUGUUAUUGUUGAUUUGGGGUCCUUGGGGUUUGUUGUUUUCUUUUAAGGAAAUAGGGGGAAGGAAAUAUAGUCAUUAUUGGGCUUGGAGUUUCACUUUGUUUGAUUUUGACUAGAAGUUAUUAUCUGAAUCAAAACCUUGCAAAUCAUGCUGACAAAUUAGGAGCAGUAAAGGAAAACUUUCAAAUCAUAGUUCAGUUUUACCCCAAAACUACAAAUAGUGUUAUAGUUGUUGAACAAUCUCAGUUGACCGUGGAAACCACAGGAGGAGAGGAAUCAAAACCUAAAGUUCCUGAAAAGUUAAAGAAAAAGAAAGGAGGGGGAAUUUAUAUACUAAAAACCAUAUUUCCCAUUCAAACUGUGCUGAGAAUUGCUAGUGGGAAAACUAUUAUGCCACACUGCCUUCUGUUUAAAAAAAAAAAAAAGAGAUCUCGUUGUCUUUUAUACUGUCAGCGCCUACUUUAUAAAAAUAAAGCUAUUGCGAACUCGGCUGGCCGCGCUGUUCCUAACAGGAUUAUUAGCAGUGAUUUGUCAGCCCCUGCGGUCUCAGUGGGCUCCCUUUCUGCGUGAUUUCUAACGGGUCUCGUCAAUUAUCGGUGCCGAAGUCGCUCGCUGUUUGAUCAGAAGAAGCAUAUGGUGUUGCUUGUGGGGCUGCGAGUAAUCGCGGGAGAAGAAUAGCGGGUCGGCGUUCAGGGCGGGCACCGGGAGAGGGAUAGGAGCGCCCGGGGAGUCGCCGGGCCAGGGGCGCCCGUCUUUGUCGUGCAGACCCGGGCAGGCGCGGCCGCAGGGUAUUGGGUUGGUUUCGGUUGUUUUGAUUUUGUUUUCUAAGAGAGCAAGCUUUCUUGUUUACUUGAGUGCGAACUCCACAAAUUAUAAAUCGCGUGAUAAAUAAGAGGAACAGAAAGUAAACUCUCUCAGCCAACUUCUCAUUUGUAAAGAGAGCACUGGCGAAGACUCCCCCUGGAGUCCCCUUGGUGGCUGGGCUGAUCCCCUGUGGCUACUUUAACCGCGACUGUGCUUUCUGCAGCCCCCGUUCACCUUCUUCCGGAGCCCCAGGCCCCUCCCUCUUCUCCCUUCCUCAGAGGCUAGUGUGAGUUUAUGGGGAGGAGGGGAUGGACGAUGUGUGAACUCUGGGCACAUCAUUUAUUUCUCCAGCUACUGUUGAGCUCAUAACUCACCGGCAGCCUCCACCCGGUGAGUUAGACGGGGUCAUCCGAACAGCUGGCUCCUAGAGAUGAGGUUUUAGUGAGGAUAGAUUAGCUUAAAAAAUCCAAAACCCAGACACAGCCCUUUAAAAUAUAAAACAAUAACAACACACACACACACACACACACACACACACACACACACACACAAAACCCAACAUCUUUCAAAGGAGUGAUAUAAUCACAAACAGCAAAACCAGGCACAACCUGCAGAGGGUGCCAAAUUUGGGUUCAGCUGUGGACUGAAGGAGGAGAGUAGACAAGAUUGGGUCCAUGGCAGUGGGGGGAAACUGAGCAUUUUAUGUAAAGGUUAUCUUUUUAGUGAUGAGAAAUGGAAAGAAUUUGUUUGCAGAUGUAGUCCAUUGUUACACCUAUCUAGAUGCCAUUCCAGCACAUAGUAGGUCUUAAAUUUUGUCCUAAGGAUGGAGUAAAGACAGCUCUUUCAUCAUGGUAAGCUUUCUGUCACAUGUAACAUGGAUUUUUGCAAUGUAUAUAAUCUAAAAUAAUUAUAAAUCUGGUGACAUCUUAGUUACAGGCACAACAAUGACUAUAAAACCCCACUGUUUCAGCUCAGAUUACAUUUCAUCUACAAUACCCUUUAAUAUCAAGAGGCUUAAUCAACAAAGAGAAAUCUUUCCAUACUUAUAUUUGAAAAAAUUUACAAAAUAUUCUUAAAAUAUAGCUAAUUCUCCAUCACUACAUAUAGUUUACCCCCUGGGUUCUGGUAGAUUCUUUGGGCAAACUUCAGUUUUUACUUAUCUGAGUAGAUAAAACUGAGCUGUUGAAAGAAAGAUGAAAGGAGGGGGUGGAAACAGAGGAAUGGAAUAUAGGUACCUGAAAUAAUUAAAAAUAAAGCAUUAGAUUGGAGACUUCAUACUAAAAAAAAAGAAAGGAAGAUUACUGUGAAAUCGUUAAAACUGUGUAUCUUCCAUUGGCAACAUAUCCUAUUCUAAAAUAGCCUUGCAAAGAAAAAACUUGAGGCAUCUAGAAAUGUGUAAGUCUUUGGUGUUACCAAAGCCAGAAAGGCAGGAUUAAAAAACAAAAAACAAAAAAAAGAUAGUGUGACUUCAUGUGCAAUAUUGGACAAACUCAACUACAAAGUAAUAUAUAUUUGCUAUCCAGAUAGAAUACAGUUUUGGCUAAGGGUGUAGUGGCUUGCUGAGUAACCUUUGAAAGGAUCAGACAUGUUUUCAAAUCUAUAACCAUUCAGAAUCUUGGUAACACCACACUGCCGUAUCAUUGUCAAGAUGUCUUGGGAAAAUAAAAAUAAUCACAGAAUUGAAAUUAGUAACUGUGCAGGAAAGAGUCUCUACAAAGGCUGGAAGGACAAGGAUGAUUAAACAAACCUCCACAGACCCUUUCUAUAAUAUUCACCUCAAGACUGAAAUCCUUAAUCGCCUUAUAUUUUUUCGAGGCCGGGAACUGAAAGAGAAAAAGAGGCCCCAUUUCCCACGUGGAUGGAUGAUUUAAGGCUGUUUUUCUUGCUGCUCGGGGAAAUGAUUGAGCAUUAGGUUUCCAUGUUUAUUUUCCUACAGAAGUUUUUCUCAUUUAAAAGCCUUUAAGCCCAGUUUACCCUCCACGCUGGUUUUCUCUGUUUAAUUCCAGUUUUGAUGUUGACUUAAAAUGUAGAGUGCAGAACUAAACUCUGCACAGAGCAUUUGCAAGGCAGAUUUAUGUGCUAGAAAUUGUAGAUCAGAUCAAUGAAAAAACACUUUUCUUUCUUUAAAGGGAACGAUCACUAAUAAAAACAAUACAGCAAAACAAUCCCGUAAGCUAUAGCGGGAUGCUUUUAAGCAGGCUAUAAUCACAUACUUUAAGUUAAAAUCGGGUUAAAUUUCCAGAGGACAAACGUAUUUUCUAGAAGAGUUAUUUUUCAAUCCUGGGGAAAUCCUGGCACCUUGGAGCUUUUGCUGACACAAAAGUGGACACAAUUCGAACCCAUGGAUGAUUGCCGCACCUCUCCAUAUCGGCACAGAUAUUUCUCAAGAGAAUGAGGUUUAGACCCAACUAACACCUGAUGCUUUUAGCUGUCCACCCAUUGCCAGUCUCGGAUUUAUGGAGUUUUAAAUUUUGCGUGGGGGAAGGGAACCCUCAAGGAUUUAGCAAUGGGCCUGCUAAUUAGAAAGUACUAAAACAGUGUUUGAGAAGUGCGGGACAAACUUUCUUCGGGUAGUCCCAUCCUGGAGGCGGGUCCUCCAGCGCGGAAUCGCUCCACCUCGGUGGUGCGCUGGGGAGCAGAGACCGAAACCUUACAGAAGACUCCACCGCGCUUCUGGUACGCACCAAAGCACGCAGCGGGGAGAAGCACGUUAUCAUGCUGCCCGCAGGCCAAGCCCGCGCGGUGCGGCUCAUUCUGUCCCAGCCGCGGGUGGCUUUAGCUGAGGGUGCGCCAGUUCGAGGUCUCCGCAUGGUCCAGACCAGGUCUCUGCUCUCCCAAGGUUCAAGGACGUCUCAGCGAGCCUACCCCAAGCAGAAGCUGGGCCGGUGCGGGCGUGUGCCCUCCGUCAUUAGUGCUACCUGGGCCACUGCUCCAAGGACCGGCCGUUUUUUAAACCUGAAGCCGAGAUCCUGCCCGAGCCCGCAGCCAAAUAGAACGCGGGCGGCAGAUCCCUGCGCAGCGGGGUUUUCGCGUCCGUCCACCUGCGCCUGCCUUUGGGCUCUGGCAUUGCCCCUCCCGGCCACUUUUGAAGACCUGGAUCCCUGGGGCGACACCGCUUGACGUUUUUCAGCGUCAUGCAAGGGGCACUGCUGUCAAACCCGCGUCCAGUUUCGUCCCACGGUUUAGUUGGGACCAGGCUGGAACACACCUGUCCCUCGUUACUGCUGUUCCUGUUCUUUUCGCUGCAGGCCAGACGCCGACAGCUUGGCUGGCCUGCUCGCUCCCGACCUGGAAGCCUAGCUCCAGCGCCAAAGCACAGCGAGGGUGCAGAGUCAGUGUUGUGACCAUCAUUCUCCACCCCAGAUUUAGUACUAACAUUAGUGGAUUUCCCGGGUGCGGCCAGGGGCACACAUGGGAGAGAAGAGCCCACACUGCCACUGUGGAGUGCAGACACACGGGAGUGCAGGGGUCUGGGCGGCUGCGCGGGACAAAGCUAGGUCCCGCGCAGCUAUCGACACCAUCACGAGGUCCGCCGCACCCGCUAGGUGGCUGGAGAGGGCCUUGAGCGGGGAGGGCCACAGCGCCCACAGUGGACGCGAGAAGCAGCCUCCUACUCAGGGACCGGUCCAGGCGCGCUGUCUAGUCUAAGGGCGACCAAUCUCCGUCCCUCUCUUCCUCAGAGCCUCUGAGGCCGCCAGGUCCCUAACACGAAGGCUGUUAGGUUGCUGGACAGGUGCGGUGGGGGGAGGUUUGGACAACAUGCCCUCAGCGAGGACCCACUGGCCUUGCAGAAAACCCAAGCGACUAAAUAAUCCCCUCUGGGACCCGAAGAGGGCUUUUGCCACCUCAGUCACCAAGUUGUGGUCAGAUCCCGGGACUGCUCGUCCAGCCCCACUCCCACCCACCCUCGUAUUGCCUAAAAGGUAUAUUGCAGUCUGUCAGUCGGACGAACCUUUCUGGGGACUACUACAAGGGGGACACAUUUCUAUUGAGAUAGAGUGUUUAUUUAUUAAGGGGGGGGGGGAAGAACAGUGGAACAAUCCCUUCUCUUCCUCCUCUUCCUGUCUGACUGAAAGAGGCGAUGAUGCCAGGUCUGUAAUCUAUAUUUUGUCAAGGGUAUGAAACUCAUUCCGAAGGAAAUGCUCGAUCAAUUUAUUUUUGCUGCUUGUAAUAACACAGCUGGAUGAUGCUUUGAGCUCAGGCUAGACUGGGGCUCAUCAUUCAUUCGCCAAGAACGGGCCUAAAUUGUGCCUGUGGGAUUAGGUCAAUUUUAGUGGAUCUACUUCGCCUCAUUUGGUUACUAAUUGGUUUCUUGUUUUAUAAAUCGAAAUCUCAUUUUCAGGAAAUUACAAAACCCGUGCAGUCAGUCCAUUGAGGUAAUCCUUGGGUCAGGGGGUAUUUAAAUGGAAAUGGCUCAACCGCGCACUGAGGGUAAGAGUGAAACUUCGCCCGGGGUUUUCACAUGAAAUGUGAGCUAGCCCUUUAGAUCCAUAAUAGAUACAUCCCUUCUAAUGCUACUUAUGUAAAUAUGAUAAACCAGACUUUAAGGGAAGGGGGGGCAGGGAGAAGCAAAAUUUAUCUGCUAAGGUUAAUGUGGCAUAUCUUGGAAAUCUUCCAAAAUAGAUUAUGUUUUCCUUUGUCUUCGGCCACUUUAGCUGGGGAAAAUCCUUUUGUCUAAAACCCGAUUUAGUUAUCGCCUCCCUCACAGAGCUCCUUUUCUCCUUUGCAAAACCCCGUUCCCUCGGCCUCACCGAAUUACAAGAGAAUCUUUAGAUCUUGUUCCCACUGUAAUCCUGCCGCAAAGGGAGCUGGUUUCCUCCUCAUUUUAAACAGACAAUCAAAGGAUUUGUGAAUUUUCUGCGGUAGGUCAAGUGCAGAAACGAAAUCUCAGCUUACCCCCCUCGCCAACUGAAAUUGGGCGCGGGAGCGCGUCACCGCAGGCCGGAGGUGACGGUUCCGGGGAGAGGGGUCUCUGGCCCACUCCAGGAUUUUCGGGAGGCGGAACCCUUGACCGGGGCUACAGAAGGUGUCCUGGACAGGCUGAAGGGCGAGCUCAGCCCUAGGAUUAGGUCAGGAAAGCCUGGCAGGUAGACGAAGGCAGCCAGUGCCUUAUAAAACAUUAACCCAGACAAAACCGUGUGACGGAGAUUUCAACCGAGAACGUAGAGAAGGCAAUGCUCCGUGAAAGCAAAAGGUUCCUUAAAAGGUGUGGGGGUGGGGGCAGGAGAGGGCGAGGGCGGCCCUUAGUAACCUGCGCCAGGCCGGCUGUUUAUUAACCUGCUGGGAAGUCUUAUUUUUCCCCGGUAGGCGCAUACUAAUGAGGCCGCAACCUGAGAAAACAAACAGCCGAGGCUGGCGCUGGGGGUUCGGAACCAAUACUUAACUCCGAGCCCAGCUCGGGGACUGUCAGAUGAUUCGGGUCGGAAGGCCGUUCCCGGGCUGUUUCCAGCCGAUUUGGGAGGACUUCAUAAUUUUAGAAUAAGGGCAUUUGUUGGCCCCAAGCGCAGGCUUCGCACCCUUCUGGAAGACAAGAUUCCAGACGCAAGGAGGCCUCGGCCAGCUCCCAGCGGGCGGGAGCGCCCCGGCCCUCCGCCCCCGCAAAGCUUGGCCCUUUCAGGCCUCGGCCGGGCCGGGUGUCCACGGGCCAGCGCCACCCGCGUCCCUAGCUCUCCCAGCAGGAUCCUAUCCCCCUUCCCCGGUUUGGCUCUCCCCAACCAAACCAAUCCCCCCACCCCCGCCACUUCUGGGUGGGUAUGUGUGAGCUGCAAUGAAAAAAUGACCGACCGCGCGGUGCCCGAAACCCGGAAGGAGGAUAGCUUGGCCGAGACCCGAGGAGCGAAGGGAAGGUGACAAGGCGAAGGGGGCUCGGCGAGGCGUGGGGCCACUCGAGUCGCACCAGCCCCCUGGACAACGUAGGCAGAGAACUGGGCUCCCAUCUGCUCCAGACCCUGGAUGGCUUCAUCUUUGUGGUGGCCCCAGAUGGGAAGAUCAUGUACAUCUCAGAGACAGCCUCAGUCCACCUGGGUCUUUCUCAGGUAGAGCUGACUGGGAACAGCAUUUAUGAAUACAUCCACCCAGCCGACCACGACGAGAUGACCGCGGUGCUUACAGCUCAUCAACCCUACCACUCUCACUUCGUCCAGGAAUACGAGAUCGAGCGCUCCUUCUUCCUCAGAAUGAAGUGCGUCUUGGCCAAGAGGAACGCGGGCCUCACCUGCGGUGGCUACAAGGUCAUUCACUGCAGCGGCUACCUGAAGAUCCGUCAAUACAGCUUGGACAUGUCCCCCUUCGAUGGCUGCUACCAGAACGUGGGCCUGGUGGCUGUGGGCCACUCGCUGCCUCCCAGUGCCGUCACAGAGAUCAAGCUGCACAGCAACAUGUUCAUGUUCCGCGCCAGCCUGGACAUGAAGCUCAUCUUCCUGGACUCCAGAGUGGCGGAGCUGACGGGGUACGAACCUCAGGACCUAAUUGAGAAGACGUUGUACCACCACGUGCACGGCUGUGACACCUUCCACCUGCGCUGCGCCCACCACCUGCUGCUGGUGAAGGGGCAGGUGACCACCAAGUACUACAGGUUCCUGGCAAAGCACGGUGGCUGGGUAUGGGUGCAGAGCUAUGCGACCAUCGUCCACAACAGCCGCUCGUCCAGGCCACACUGUAUCGUCAGCGUCAACUAUGUCCUCACGGACACGGAAUACAAAGGUCUGCAGCUCUCCCUGGAUCAGAUCUCAGCCUCUAAACCAGCCUUCUCCUACACCAGCAGCUCCACCCCUACCGUGACUGACAACAGGAAGGGGGUCAAGUCCAGGCUCUCCGGCUCAAAGUCAAAAUCCAGGACUUCCCCAUAUCCUCAGUAUUCGGGAUUUCACACGGAAAGAUCUGAAUCUGAUCACGACAGCCAGUGGGGUGGAAGUCCCCUGACAGACACAGCCUCUCCGCAGCUCCUGGACCCCGCGGAGAGGCCAGGAUCUCAGCAUGACGCGUCGUGCGCCUACAGACAAUUCUCUGACCGCAGCUCUCUCUGCUAUGGCUUUGCGCUGGACCAUUCCAGGCUGGUGGAGGAGAGGCAUUUCCACACCCAGGCCUGCGAGGGAGGCCGGUGUGAGGCAGGCAGGUACUUCCUGGGAACGCCGCAGGCCGGGAGGGAGCCCUGGUGGGGCUCUCGUGCAGCCUUGCCCCUGACCAAGUCCUCCCCAGAAAGCAGAGAAGCCUAUGAAAACAGCAUGCCUCACAUCGCUUCAGUGCACAGGAUCCACGGGCGAGGUCACUGGGAUGAAGAUAGCGUGGUGAGUUCUCCAGACCCUGGAUCUGCCAGCGAAUCAGGUGACCGAUACCGCACUGAGCAGUAUCAAAGUAGCCCACAUGAACCUAGCAAAAUUGAAACUCUGAUAAGAGCCACCCAGCAAAUGAUUAAAGAAGAAGAGAACAGAUUGCAGCUAAGGAAAGCCCCCCCAGACCAACUGGCCUCCAUUAAUGGAGCUGGGAAAAAACACUCCCUCUGUUUUGCAAACUAUCAACAGCCCCCACCAACAGGGGAAGUCUGCCACGGCUCUGCUCUUGCCAACACUUCACCAUGUGACCACAUCCAGCAGAGAGAGGGAAAGAUGCUGAGCCCCCACGAAAAUGACUAUGACAACAGUCCCACUACACUGUCUCGAAUAAGUAGUCCCAAUUCGGAUCGCAUUUCAAAAUCCAGUUUGAUCCUAGCUAAAGACUAUCUACAUUCGGAAAUGUCUCCACAUCAGACCGCGGGAGACCAUCCCGCCGUCUCUCCAAACUGCUUUGGUUCUCACCGGCAGUAUUUCGAUAAGCAUGCUUACACAUUAACUGGAUAUGCCCUGGAGCACUUAUAUGACACUGAAACCAUUAGAAACUAUUCCUUGGGCUGUAAUGGCUCACACUUUGAUGUAACUUCCCAUCUAAGGAUGCAGCCAGACCCAGCACAAGGACACAAGGGAACAUCUGUUAUAAUAACCAAUGGAAGCUGAUGUUUUUCUAAAAUAUUUUGUUCUUUAAGGAUCUCUGAAACAUAUUUAUAGUUUAAUACCCCAUUACUAGCAUUUACUAUGCCACAGAUGGUUAGAGAGGAUAAUUUAAGUUACUGGGUAUUUGACAUGUGUUCCUGUGAAAUCAAAGAAAAGAGCACUUGCGUUCAGGGUUACACACAGAUAAUGGAGCUAAAGUGAAUACAUAAAUUGCCCCUCUAAUUAUAUGGGAGCCAGAAUACAUAAAUUUUGAAUUGAAAAGUACUCUUGUAGAUUAAGUGAGCAUAUACACCACAUGAAAGACUGGUGGAGGACAGCAUUGCAUAGUGAGGAUCCAGUAAACCUCAUACACACAGACCAACCACGAUCCACAGACUGCUGUGCACACUUUGCAUGCAGAAAUAUAGACUAUACACCUUAAAUACAACCCAAACGGGUAAGUUUUCUUAACCUUAGCACAUUAAGUGUAUUCAAGAAAUUUUCCUUCCUAAAAUAACUGAGAAAGAGAGAGAUACAUCUUGUAAACCGGUUUCUUAAUUGUGGUUUUGACCAGCCAGCUCAUUUGGUUCAGGCAUAAAUUAGGGAAAUGGUUCUGGAUAUGGUACAAGAAUGAGUUUCCACCUGGUAUCCAUUAUAAGCAAUCAGGAAGUGGUGAUUUUUCACCUUACUUUUGAGUUAGACAAGGAGCAGGAUCACACUGACAUAGCAGUGAGGGUUUUCUAAGUAAAAGCACCGAGAUGUUGGGACACACUUCAAAAACCUAGUGUGCCUAACUGGAAAUAGUUUACUAAAGAUGGAAAGGCCAGAGGCAUAAGAAAUGAAAUGAUAUCUCAACACAACAAUUUAAGGCUCAGAAUAUGUAAUCAACAUAUUUGAGGCUUAUGAAACCAACCGAAUAAAAUCCUCAAACCAAUUCACCAAGAAAAGAAAGGUCCAUCACUACAGAAAAUAAGUAAGGGAAGCCAGUGAAGUGCUACAUAGUAGCGGUGUAAGUGUUUGAAAAACAUUUCAAAGCACAGAUGUGCAAAUGUGACAACAUGUGGAGAGCCUCAGGAAAGAGCCUCAGAUAAAAGCAUGGGCUGAUAGACAAGUGGUUAAAAGUGCACGAGUAUACUUCGAUUGAAAGAACAUGCAAAGCGCUCAUUUUCCUUAUUGUUUGUAAAUGGCAAAAACAACAAGCUUGGUGUUAAGUUCGUGUGAUACGGUAGAAAGACCAGCAGACUGGAAUGCAAGCUCUCUGGGUUCCAGUUCUGACACUGCUUGUAACCCAUUUGGGGAAUAUUGAUGCCUGGGCCCUACUUUCUUUGUCUGUAUGGCUAUUCUGAUGUUUCAUGGUUUUGUGGAUCGUUGGUGCAGCAGAAGUAUACUUGUUAACCAGUUAACUCUGUGCUGUCAGUUGUCAAGACUGAUCACUCUGGCUUUUCUGCCCUCGUACAGAGGUCUAGGUGCUUUGUAACUUCAGCAGGUACAGGGGCUCUUUUAAGCAUGUAUAGCUGUGAUCAACUUUCUGGUUCAGCCAAAAUGUAGAUGGUAGAAACUGAUGAGGGAGCAGAAAAAAAGUAAGAUUUAUUUAAUGCGCUGUUCUCUAGCAAUCAAAGCAAAGUGACACAAGUGAUUAGAGAAAUUUCAUAGGUAGUAUUUCCUGGGCGUCCCAUGUCUCAAACUCUUGCCAUAUGCAAGGAGGGGAAUGUAUUGGAAGAAACUGACUUAUAAUUUUGAAGGCAGAACAUGACAUUGACCACUCAGGGAUUAGUACUCUAUGUUCAUCAUUUAACACAGUUAUUUGACAGUUUAUGGGUAGGUGACAAUCUGAAUGAUGAUAAUUGGAGAGAAGAAGACCGGGAUGUUUGUAUAGAAGAAAAGAGGCUACAUGAAAUUGAGUAAGUAUUUCUUGGGUAUGACAUAGCAACAUUUGUCUUCUAAAUGGAAAAAGUUUCUCACAAGUGAGAAAGUUAGUGAUUAUCAUAUAUACUGUCAAAAAAACUUCAAAGAACAAUAGAAAUGACAUUUUGGGCCAUAGAAGCGAAAGUGUUCAGUGAUUUUGAGACAAAUAUUUAUGAAAAAACCCUGGAAUACAUAAAAUACAUUUUUGUUCAAUUUGAAGCAUGAAGUAGGAAUGCUAACAUGUUUGGAGAAUUCUGUAGAUGGGUAAAUGGUUCAAAGACACAGGUAUCUGAAGAAUAUGGUGUAUUUUGGAAAGGAAAUCUAUACAGAUGGGUUUUAUUGAUGGAUAUACAUUCUACCAAAAAUGUCAGAGACAGAUGCUAUAAAAUAAAUAGAACCUUAAGAAUCAAGGGAAAUGAACUGAUGUGAAAGAAAAGAAUGUCAUUAAAGAGAUUUCACUUAAAUUUUAAAAUGAUAUAGUUAAGUGAUGAAAAAUAAAUUAUGAACUUUACAAAUGGGGGUAAUCAGAAGGAAUAAUGCUCUUUAAAAUGAUAUGACCCAUAUUUUUAAGUGAAGACAAAAUUAACUACAUUAGAUCUUAAUUAAAAAUGUUGGCCCAGUUUUAAAUACAAAGCAUUUAUUUAGUUUACAGGUCAAUAACUUUAUAGUAGCAGAUUUAUUACAUUACAUAUAAUGCCUUAUAGGCCCAUAAUAUUAUAUAGCUUACCUUUUUUGCAAUGUGGCAUAAUUAUUACAAAAUGACCUCAAAAUAAGAUGAGACAGUUUAUGACAAAGUACCUUUUUAAUAUACACAAAAAUGUGUUCAAAUUUAUUUAUAAUCUGCAUUAUCUUGUCCUGUCCAAUAACAUAUUUCCUCAUAAUGAAGAUGGCAUCUGUGUCUUCUUAAGAUAUGGGAUGUAAAAUGCGUAUGUUCCCAAUAACUUAAAGUUAAAUUGGCUUUAGUUUUAAUCCUUGAUUUCCAUAACUUUGCUAAAUGUUGAGAAUCAUGAUACUAGAUUGAAAUAGAGAAGUCUGAUUUUUAUACCACCUUUGGAAUUCAUAAAAAUGUGCUAUAUCCAAUUAUUAGUAUCAUAUGUAGCAAUUCCAUUAGAGGAUACAAAGUUCAUGCUUUCUAGGAGUAGUAAGAAUAUCUUUAUUGCCCAUUUUACGUACCUGUCAUACCCAAUUUAAAAAUGUGGAUGACCAAAUAAAUAAAUAAAUAUUUUCCCAAUGUUUCUUGAGAAAAUUCCAUUAAAACCUUUGAGAAUAUACAGAUGUGAUGUAUUAUUUUUAGAUGCAUGAUAUUAAUGUUAUAAUCACUACAGGUUGGACAAUUCAGUGUACUUCAGUUUCACAAGUCUUGUGACAUACUGUGCUGAAUAUAAUGGGCUAGCUUUUCUAAGCUGUAAUUGUUUGAUCCAGGAUAAUAUGACACAGUGCUGAUGUGACAUUCAAAAUGAGACAGGAUGCAAUAAAUGAUUUGCUUGCCUUCAGUGUUUAUACAGAAAACCCACUUAUUCUCUCUUGAUUAUAUUUUAUAGGGCUAGAAUACUUCCAUCGGGUACUAUUCUUAAUUCUCUCUACACCCUGCUGCCACAUGCUGCCUUUGGGCAGAGAAUCCCACUUAAAAUGAGCUUUAAUGGGAUCGUCCAGAAAAGGAUAAUAUGCUCCAUUUUCUUUUAUUUUUUAAAUGAGGGAUAAGGAUCUAUUCAAUAAAAGGUCAUUUGGAAAAUAUGCAUAGCUAUUUUAAAAUAAAAUGAAAGGCUUUUUACCCCCCAAGACCUAGACCAAAUAAGUUUGAUAGAAGACACUACAGCUGAAGAGACAUUCUGAAUACAGAUAUGUUAUUUUAUAGCUCUCUCUCUUUCAAGAGUAGGACAUUACUAAGAUAGUGCAAUUCUGUUAGUACUAGUAGUAUUUGGAAGUGACAGAGUGAAUGCUGAUAUUUGGAAAAUUGAGGAUUUGGCUAUUUGGGGGGGGGGGUCACUUAGUUUUCCCAGUGGAAUAGCUUACACUUUAAUAUACUUUCUUUGAUUUAAAAAGUUUGAAUGUCCAGAUUUGGUUCCCCAGUUCAACUCAAACCGUAGAACAUAGAUAUACAUUCUAUUGUGAAUAGGAAUU
Acinonyx jubatus (cheetah) is the source of this 14005-nucleotide messenger RNA. It is a transcript of the gene SIM1, whose product is annotated as SIM bHLH transcription factor 1. NCBI's taxonomy places the organism in Eukaryota, Metazoa, Chordata, Mammalia, Carnivora, Felidae. Gene Ontology annotation, biological process: regulation of transcription by RNA polymerase II. The transcript is spliced from 11 exons. Gene Ontology annotation, molecular function: DNA-binding transcription factor activity, RNA polymerase II-specific; protein dimerization activity; RNA polymerase II transcription regulatory region sequence-specific DNA binding. Gene Ontology annotation, cellular component: cytoplasm; transcription regulator complex; nucleus. The record is from RefSeq and is a predicted model, not a curated record. The coding region runs from base 8006 to 10003 and encodes 665 amino acids.